GGGCGGCGGCGGCGCGCUGGGCGGUGGCAGUGCCGGUGCUGUGGCGAGAGGCCGUGACUCCGCGGUGCCCCGCUCGCCCCCAGGUUCAGUCUGCUGCUGCCUUUGUUCUGUUUCACAACUGGUGACUCUCAAGACGGAUGUUUGUGUCAGUCACGUCUUUUGUUUCACGACUGGUCGACACUCAGAGUUCUGCAAGGAUUUCCCUCUGCUUUUGAGAGGCUUUACCAUGCUCCGAGCCUUUAGUCACACAAAUGGUAGGUGUGCCUUCCAUCAUCCCAAGUGUUGGCAUCAUCGUAAGUCAGUACUGGCAAUCAGGAGAGAAGAUGUUAAUGCAUGGGAAAGAAGAGCACCUCUAGCACCAAAGCACGUGAAGGAAUUGACACAGAUGGGAUACAAGGUUUUGGUGCAACCAUCAAACCGCAGAGCCAUCCACGAAAAGGAUUACAUCAAAGCAGGUGGCAUUAUUCAAGAAGAUAUUUCUGAGGCUUCUCUGAUACUAGGCGUGAAGAGACCUCCAGAGGACAAAUUAAUCCCUAAAAAGAACUAUGCUUUCUUUUCUCACACUAUUAAAGCCCAAGAAGCAAACAUGUCCCUUUUGGAUGAGAUUCUAAGACAGGAAAUUCGACUGUUUGACUAUGAAAAAAUGGUUGAUCAUAAAGGAAUGCGAGUUGUGGCCUUUGGAAAGUGGGCUGGUGUAGCAGGAAUGAUUAACAUUCUGCAUGGGCUGGGAUUACGAUUUUUAGCCCUGGGGCAUCACACUCCCUUCAUGCACAUUGGGAUGGCACAUAACUACAGGAAUAGCAGUCAGGCUGUGCAGGCAGUACGGGAUGCUGGAUAUGAAAUUUCACUGGGAUUGAUGCCAAAGUCAGUUGGGCCCCUAACAUUUGUGUUUACAGGCACUGGUAAUGUUUCUAAGGGUGCUCAGGAAAUGUUCAAUGCCCUCCCAUGUGAGUUCGUGGAACCACAUGAAUUAAAGGAAGUUUCCAGAUCUGGAGACCUCAGAAAAGUCUAUGGGACAGUGUUAAGUCGUCACCAUCAUCUUGUAAGAAAACACGAUGGACUCUAUGAUCCAGCAGACUAUGACAGACACCCAGAACUUUACACUUCUCGCUUUAACACUGAUAUUGCACCCUACACAACUUGUUUAAUUAAUGGCAUAUACUGGGAACAACAUACUCCUCGCUUGUUAAGUCGACAGGAUGUUCAGAAGCUGCUGGUGCCAGUUAGAUCUGCUGCUAAUGCAACAGAAGGCUGUCCUGAGUUACCACACAGACUUCUGGCAAUAUGUGACAUUUCAGCAGACACUGGAGGAUCUAUAGAAUUUAUGACGGAGUGUACAACAAUUGACAACCCAUUUUGUAUGUAUGAUGCUGACCAGCAUAUUAUUCAUGACAGUGUUGAAGGCUCUGGGAUUCUGAUGUGUUCCAUUGACAAUCUGCCUGCACAGCUGCCUAUAGAAGCAACAGAGUACUUUGGCGAUAUGCUUUUCCCAUAUAUUGAAGAGAUGCUGUUAUCAGAAGGCUCAGAACCUCUUGGAAGCCAGAAUUACUCAUCUGUUGUUCGAGAUGCAGUGAUUGCAUCCAAUGGCUCUCUGACACCUAAGUAUGAAUAUAUCCAGAAGCUGAGGGAGAGCAGGGAAUACGCUCAGUCACUGAAGAUGGGUGAUAAGAAGAGGGUUUUGUUGCUUGGAUCUGGCUAUGUUUCUGGUCCUGUACUAGAGUAUCUCACUAGAGAUUCCAGCGUUGACAUCACAGUUGCUUCUAUCAUGAAGGAACAACUUGAACAACUGUCAAGAAAAUACAACAACAUUACUUCAGUUCAUGUGGAUGUCGUUAAGCAUGAGGAGCAGCUGUCCUCUUUGGUGAAGAAACACAACCUUGUGAUCAGUUUGCUGCCUUAUUCAGUACAUCCUUUGGUUGCUAAGCAAUGUAUUGACAACAAAGUGAACUUGGUAACAGCCAGCUACUUAACACCAGCUAUGAAAGAACUCCAGGAGAGUGUAGAAGCUGCUGGUAUUACAGUUGUCAGCGAAAUGGGUUUGGAUCCUGGCCUCGACCAUAUGUUGGCAAUGGAAUGUAUUGACAAGGCAAAAGAAGUUGGUGCUAUGGUUGUAUCCUACACUUCCUUCUGCGGUGGCCUGCCAGCUCCAGAACACUCUGGUAAUCCUCUGAGGUACAAAUUCAGCUGGAGCCCACAAGGAGUGUUGCUGAAUACAAUUCAGUCUGCUACCUAUUUAAAAAAUGGAGAGAUUAUCAACAUUCCAGCUGGAGGAGCAUUACUUGAUUCUGUUACUCCCAUGGAUUUUUUCCCAGGAUUAAAUCUGGAAGGUUUUCCUAACAGAGACAGUACAAAAUAUGCUGAGCCGUAUGGUAUUCAGUCAGCUCACACUUUGUUGAGAGGCACCUUGAGAUACAGAGGAUACUCCAAAACUAUGGGAGGCUUUGUAAAACUAGGAUUAAUUAACUCAGAUCCUUACCCUUUGCUAAGCUCAACCACACCACCUCUAACCUGGAAAGAGCUGAUGUGCAAGCUGGUUGGAAUUAAUCUGCCUGCUGAGUACCAUGUUCUUAAAGAAGCUGUGUUUAGCAAGCUGGAAAAGGACAAAAGUCAGCUGGAGGCAGUGGAAUGGCUAGGUUUACUGGGAGAUGAACCAGUUCCAGCAGCAGAUUCCAUUGUGGGGGCUCUUGCAAAGCACAUGGAGACGAAGUUGCUCUUUGGCCCUGGAGAGAGAGAUAUGAUUGUUAUGAGAAAUGAAAUAGGUCUCAAGCAUCCUUCUGGUCAUUUGGAAGACAAAUAUAUUGAUCUUGUUGUCUAUGGUGAUAACAACGGAUACUCAGCGAUGGCUAAGACAGUAGGCUACCCCACAGCUAUUGCUGCCAAGAUGGUUCUAGAUGGUGAAAUAGAUGCCAAAGGCAUGGUUAUACCAUUGAUGAAGAAUGUUUAUGGACCAAUCCUUGAACGCGUUCGGGCAGAAGGCAUUGUGUACAGUACACGCAGUGUUAUCAAACAUUAGCAGGAAGCAGCCGACUGAAUCGGGUUUGGGCUUUCCUUGGUUUUAUUUCUCCCACCCCCACCUCUCCUUUAAGAAUCCCAGUCUGGACCAGCUAAAGGUAUCACCUGCCAUUUCAUACCUGAAUGAUGCCUUCCUUAAAACCAGUCACCUGACUUUGAUGUAAUAACUGUAGAUACUCAGAUCUGUGAGUCGUGGCAUUUUCCUCUUACAACUGUUUCAUGUACAUGUUUCAGUAUCAAUCUGACCUUUCUUUGUGUCUUUCCUGAAAUAUCUCAGGAGCAUUACUUUUUUUUAAUCAACAGAGUUUAUCUUCUAAGGGUAUAGGGUUAUUAUUGAGACAAAUUUAAGCUGAAAGAAAAUCUAUUAGUGGAUUCUUCCAUGGUGAAAAAUCUGGUUAGUGAAUUUCAUUGAUGCAACUUGAUAGUUCAUGUGGUAAAAAUAAUUUAUCAGUAUAAUGGAGAUGAAAGUAAUACUUCAAUUUAAAGUCUUGUUUGUUGUCCCUUGCCUUUUAGCACUGUGAAUGUUUUCACAAUAACAAUAUGCAAGAAAUAGUUCAGAAAUUCUGCACUACUAGCAAAUAAGAUCCUGUUAAAUCUUGAAAGUGUCCAGUUAUUAAGAUCUAGAUUUCAAAUAUUUAACAUUUAUGAAUGUAAGCUUAAACUAACUGGAAGAGGGAGGAAGUUUACCACAAGCCUUGCCCCUAUACCCUUUCCCACUGUGACACGUUGAAGCAACUGCUGUGAUGUGUUGCCUUGUGCUGCCCAGGGAGCAGGGGAGCGUUGAGCUUUGCAGCCAGGAAGGGCAUUUGGAAACACAACACAGCUAAUGUGCCUGGCGACCACUCCGAAUGACGUGGUUACUCUUUCUGUUUACACUGUGUGCCUCUUCCACGUUAAGUACUGUCACAAAGAGAGUGGACUGCAGUAUAAGCAGCUUUGAGAUGCAGCAGGCCUAGAGUUUAAAUCACUACUUUUGGAGUCAGCACCUGUCCCCUUGCUGCAUGCUCCUGGAGUGCUGCUGUGGGAACCUGCCUGCAGGAUCUGACGUGGUGCUGCUCAAGGCUGCCAGGAGCUCGCCAGCCUCUCAGCUCCCGCUAUGUGCUGUAGUGCACAGACCUACCAGCCUGGCUUCAGCCACUGUUGAGCCACAUCAGCCCAGAGCUGAACUUUAGCUUGAGUGCAGCUUCUCUCUGACAAAACAGCAGUUGCUUCUUUCCAGUUUGGGGUUGCGCUGUGGCUUUUGCUCAGGGAUCUCUACACGGCCUUGCAGAGGAAGUAUGACUUAGACUUCACUGGUGGACAGAUACCAUUUGCACUGGUACCUGUGCAACUGUCUGGAGCUCCCCUUUGCUAAAGCUGAACACUGAUGCUGGAAGCUGUCUGCUUUCCACUCAGCUCACAAGCACACUUUGCUGAUAAACGCACAGCCCUUUACCUCCUGGGAAGCAUAGUCCCAAGGGGAUGGAGUUCUAGGUGUUGCUCUGGUGGGUAGAAAAGCAGCCGUAACAAUAGCUGAAGGUUUAAUCUCCAAAUCUUACUGCUCAGAAUUUGGAUUUUCUUGGUGCAUAUGUAAUAAAAUAGCAGCUGCAAGAGAGGAGGGUGAAAGGAGCCAAAGAGAAGGCAGAGUAUUAUUGUCAAAGGGGAGGGUUUUUAAAAUUUUUAAUACAGAAUCACUGAAUACUUUUGUACAGUCAAAUGUGGGUUCUGUUACAGUGCCAUGUAUGUUCUGAGUGUCAGAUGAAACCCUAGUGUCACUCAGUUGCUUUGCCUCCCACUGGCCUUGCAGGCUGCUGGUCUGUUGUGUGGCUGGUAUGUGCAGCUGGGGUGAGGAUGGGGGUGGCAAUGUAUGUUCGGCUCUCUACUGCUUCUGCCUUCCCCCAAUAGAUUAAAGACCUACAACUAAAACAAGAUUUGUAUCUGCUGGUCCCUUCCAGUCCAGUGCUUGGUGGGACCAGGAUUUCACUCAAGAAUUCUCUGCUCUCUCCUUUAACAACAGAGUUGUGAUUCUUAAUAUACGCACGCACUUUGCUUGCUUUUCUGCCUAGGAAAUGCAGGAUGUAAAGAAAACCAGAAUUUCUUAAGAGUAUGUAGUCCCUUUGAAGCACAGAAAGAAUGAGCACUACAGAGUGUUUUCUUCAAGAAACACUGCUACUAUUUUUGAAACAUUUUGUAUCAGAAUAUAUUUCUCUUUCCCAGAGCAAUGCUGCUUUUUGUUUUCCAAGUCUAGACUCAAAUGAAUUUUAUUGCUCAGCUUUUGUAUGAAGAUUGGAAUUCUCAGUUCCCUUUGCAUAUUAUUGGAAAGGCAAUUGUAUCUUAUCCACAAGAUUGCUUCAAAAAUAAACCUGAAAAGUUG
Messenger RNA from Colius striatus (speckled mousebird), 5365 nucleotides. RefSeq names its product aminoadipate-semialdehyde synthase (gene AASS). The record is from RefSeq and is a predicted model, not a curated record. Bases 227 to 3013 code for a protein of 928 amino acids. The transcript has 25 exons. Gene Ontology annotation, molecular function: saccharopine dehydrogenase activity. Gene Ontology annotation, cellular component: cytoplasm. NCBI's taxonomy places the organism in Eukaryota, Metazoa, Chordata, Aves, Coliiformes, Coliidae.